This is a messenger RNA of Gilbertella persicaria, 515 nucleotides long. RefSeq lists its product as uncharacterized. Lineage: Eukaryota; Fungi; Mucoromycota; Mucoromycetes; Mucorales; Choanephoraceae. Gene Ontology annotation, molecular function: ATP binding; aminoacyl-tRNA ligase activity. The record is from RefSeq and is a predicted model, not a curated record. Gene Ontology annotation, biological process: tRNA aminoacylation for protein translation. The coding region runs from base 56 to 394 and encodes 112 amino acids. The transcript is spliced from 2 exons.
AAAAAAAAAAAGUUUUUCUUUUAUUAUUCUUUUUUUUUUUGACUAUCAGUUAUCGAUGUCUGCUCAACAACCCAAAGACGAUCAAGAAGCCAAGAUCAUUCAGCAAGAAGGUCUCAAGGCCCAACUUGCUCAGUCUGUAGAAGCUCAAGCCCUUAAGGUCCGUCAAUUGAAGGCUGACAAGGCUGACAAGACAGAGAUUGACAAGGAAGUAGAAGCCUUACUUAGUCUCAAGAAAGAAUUGGCUCUUUUAGAAGGCGACAAGAAGGCUGACAGUGGUAAAAAAUCUACUAAGCCUGCCAAGACUAGUUUUACUUUAAAGACGGCCAAGGUAAACAAUACUCCCUCCCCCAUGAUGUUACUUAGAUUUGAAACAGGGUACCAAAGAUUACAAUGACAAAGAUAUGGCUAUUCGUGAAAAGGUCUUUAAUACUAUCACCAAAGUCUUCAAGAAACACGGUGCUGUCACUAUUGAUACACCUGUUUUUGAACUCAAGGAAAUCCUUGCUGGUAAAUAC